CUCCUCCCCGAUCCCCUCCACCUUCUUCCUCCCACGCCUCAGCCCCCGAUCCACCAACCCACCGCCGCGCCCCAGGCCGGCCAACUACCACCGCCAGUGCUCCGCCCAACUGCCCCACCUUCGCCGGCGCGCCCCUUCCUACCCAACACCGCCUUUCUGGAUGGAGCGCCCCCCAACUCCGGCCUUGCGCCACCCAGGGACUCCCCGGCCUCCCACCGCCCCGGCCGCCCUCACCUGCUACUGCGACGUCCGGAUCCAGCCACACAGCAGCCCCACCGGCCGGCGCUCCGCACCUCCUUCGCUGUCGCGCCGUGCCACCCACCGCCCCAACCGCCACCUCCCCUGGGUAGCCGCGCCGCCACCUUCCCCCGUGCCGCCAGCCUCCCCCGUGGUCACCACCACACCCCUCCCCCACGCACCUUCGUCCCCCCCGCGCCACCCAAUCAACAGAUCCGAGCGUCCGCCGGUCCCCAACAUCCUCCGGAUCGGGCGGCCAUGGAGGGAUGAUGUGUGGGGUGAGGUCCGGCAGCACUCCCGCGUUGACGACGACGGGGCGGCCCCCUCUGUCGGAGCUAUGGUUGGCCUACGCAGCCAACACGGACGCGGCCUCGAUCUGGGGUACCUCCACAGCGGCCUCGAGUGUCGCAGUGUCCCGACGAAGCAGCUCUGACCGGGUGGAUUUGGAACUGCAGUCCACAUCGCACAGAGGCAUGCCCCACUUCCUCCUCUCCAUGCAGUCCACUGUCAAAGCCAAGGGACUUGUUGUCCCGGGGGCAUUAGGGGCAGCUGGCUUCAAAGAUUGGAGGGGGUUCGGUUAUCUCGGCGGUCAGCGACGAGGGAUCCGAGGCAGCCACCGCGCCACCAGCCCCGUGCAGCUCGGUUGUCAGGCCCGUGCAGCUCGGUUGCCACGGCCGGCCUCCAAAGCCUCCUCCCCAACCCCGACACUGGACGGCGCUGCCCCGCCAUCGCUUCACCGUGAUGUAGCUCCAUCGCGCGUUGUCAAGGCGAGGCUACUUCGCCACCCCUGGACUCGGAGGAUCUGGCCUGAUGCGGUUUCGUCAAGCGCCGCCAUGGAGGAUACAAGUCUCGGGUCCUUCUUCUUCCCGGGUCGCCACUGCUCCGACACCAUGGAAGGUCGUGAUGCGCGCCAUCCCUUCACCGUGAUGCACGCGAGAUACAUGCCCCAAGGGUCGUCUCUCCUUCCACCGACGACGGUUGCGGCAGUGCACUCGUCCCUCUCUCUUCCAGUGGAGUUUGGAGUUUGCUAUGUGUCAUUCUUCUGGUUGAAUUUUGCACUCGAUGCGGUCCGCUCUGACCGUUCCCGCAAUUUAGAUGGGAGCUUGAUGAGGUUCACAUUCAAAAUGCACUACUCGAUAGCGGUUCAGCAACUCAUCCCAUGCAGCUCGGUUUGCACAAGCGUGUGGUUUGGUAUAUAGCCCUGUGUAGCUCGGGUGUGGUGGUGUACAGUUUGUGCAUGUUUUUUUUACUGCAAGUUGUGCAUCAUGCAGUUUGAUCUCGGCCACCACCAUCUCAUUGUUCCUGCCCUUGCGACGCGGAGGCCGCAGUCCACCCGACGUUGCGCUGCAGUCCGCUCCCGGCCCCUUAUCUACAAGUUUGUGGUGAAAAAACUGUGGUUCACGUUGUUGUGUUGGAGAGAUCUGCAAGUUGCUCGUUCAAUUUUAAUUUUUCAGGUUUUGCUUGGCACAAAAUUGCAGUUCUCCCAUUCAGAUUCUUUUUUGGGCGUUCUGAUAUGCAGUGCAGUGCGUGUGAGGUACAAAAAAUGUGGUCCAUAUUAUUCAACUUGUGUGUGAUGCGAGCUGACUGUGCAUAUUUUUUUAUAGAAAUAAAACUCCUCCGUGGUCGCGGCGUGCAGUUCCCAGUGGAUGUUGGUGAAUUCGUGUUUGUGUGUGUGUUUCAGUCCUGUGUGUACUUUCUUUUUCUCUUUUAUGUGGAUGUUUGCUUGUGCAACUUAUAUUAAAUGUGUGCAGUAUUAUUCUAUCA
This is a messenger RNA of Aegilops tauschii subsp. strangulata, 2001 nucleotides long. The record is from RefSeq and is a predicted model, not a curated record. NCBI's taxonomy places the organism in Eukaryota, Viridiplantae, Streptophyta, Magnoliopsida, Poales, Poaceae.